AUGGCGGCUGUCAUUCAGAAUCCACUAAAAGCGUUGGGUGACCAGUUCUACAAGGACGCCAUUGAGCAGUGCCGCAGUUACAAUGCUCGCCUGUGUGCUGAACGCAGCGUCCGCCUGCCAUUCCUGGACUCACAAACCGGCGUGGCCCAGAACAACUGCUACAUCUGGAUGGAACGACAUCACCGCAGCCCCGGGGUCGCAGCCGGGCAGAUGUACACGUACCCCGCCCGCUGCUGGAGGAAGAAGAGACGGCUGCACAACACCACGGAUCCGCGCCUGGGCAUCUACGGUCUCAAGCUCGACGGCGGCCUCGUGUCCAAGGACGCCUUGCCCACCCAGAGCACCACGCUGGAGGCUCUGCUACGAGGAGAGGGUCUAGAAAAGAGGAACAACUCUAAGAACGACGAGGAGAGCCUGCUAGAGAUCCAGAGGGUUCUGGAGGCAGACGCAGCAGAAGAUGCUUUCAAUGAUGAUGACGACUAUGAGGUGGACACUCCCAAGAGGAGACAUCGGGGCAAAGGAAGAGGUCGGGGUUCAGGCCGCAAGAAGGCAGAUAUGGAUGACGACAAGCCAUAUGUCUGUGACAACAGAUACAAACAAAAGCAGAACUCGAAAUCUUCGGCUUCAGUCAGUGCGAAGCGCUACAGGAACCGUACAGGACUAAGCUACCACUACACCCAUUCCCACCUUGCAGAGGAGGGCAGAGCCGGAGAACGAAGCUCAGUGGCGUCUAAAUCCCCCUCUGCACAACAGACUGACAGACACAAGCGUCCAAAGGGUUCAGGUGGGACCAGUAUUCCCAACAACUACUGUAAUAAAUGCCAGGGCUCAAUCAAGAAAAUGGGUAAAUCUGCGUCUCCCUACUCAACUUGCCAAUGCAAAACUGACUGUGUAGAAGAGAAGGAAGAUGGAACUUUUACUGGAGCAGAGGAGCUGUUCGGCACCACCUCGGAGAGCGACACCUCUACCUUUCACGGCUUUGAGGAUGAUGAGCUGGAAGAGCCCGCCACGAACAGCAACGGAAUAUCCAACAGACACAGAUAGAGUGAACCGUUCAGAUCUAAAGAGACAUUUUUUUUAUAUGGAUUAACCUCUGGCAAAAAUCUGCUGCUUCUUUUUCAAUGUUUUUUGUUUGCAGAAAGCACAAAGUGAUAAUUUCAGGACAGAAAUGCAAGUGGUAUUUUAUCUACUGAACAUUGUUGAAUAAUUUAUGAACACCUUUUUUUAUAUAUAAAUAUAUAUAUAUAUUAACUUUCAAGGCUAUGAACGACUGUCAGUGUUUCUUGACAAGUGACUUGGUCUCUUUGCAAAACAGAAGAUGGAAUGGGAUUUUUGUUCCCGUCACUGGAGCGGAAGGAGCAUUCACGUUAUGAACAAAAAACACUGGAGAAAUUUGAACAAUUUAAAAUAAGGCAUAAAUGAUACAUUUGGGAGAUGAUUGAAUGUCAUUGCAGACCCAUACUUGAGCUACUUGGUGUUUUUGAAUCAGUAGUGGCGGUGACUAUGAAGGUCUCUGCUUCUGCUCUAACUCUGGAUUAAACUUGUGUGAAAAUGAAGGAACCAAUGAAAGGACUGCCACAGGCCUCUGGACAUGCUUGGAGAUGAAGAAAUCUUUAAAUAUAGUUUUUACAGAUAUGGAGGACUAAAUUAAUGAAAGGAGCACCCAGCACAUUGGUAUGUGGCCCAAAGGUGGGGAUGACCAGUGAAGAAGAGGAUAAAACUCUGGAAAAACUAAUGAGCCUUCAUGUCCCUUCUGAUUUGGGCUGAAAAUAACUGACUGAAACAGAUGAACAGACAUCCACCACUUCUACAGGCCAUGUGGCUUAAUUGAAGCAACUGGUCCCUUGAUAUGUAUUGAUCCCUUCUGAACAUUUGAAAUGUGAGUAGAUCCAGCUUCAUUUCAUCACUUUCUGCACUGUGCUGGAGCUCCACUGAGCUAUGGGAACACUAAAGGCCAGACCUUCGGACUGUUUGUGCCCAACUGGUACAUUUGGGGCCCCGCGGCCAACCCUGCCCACUCCUGCUCUGUGACUGUGUGUCUGCCGUGUGAUCCGAUGUGACACUAAGACGUCAUUAUCCCCAUCACUGUGCCAGCCUGCCGCUCUGCACUGGAAACCAGCUCUGACAGCCAUGACCCUCCAACCUGAUUGGACCAGUGAUCCCCUGACCCCAAGCCAUAAACAUGGUGCUCAAAUCCACCACUAUUACAUGCAGACCUCUGGACUACUGUAUUAAUACCCUGACAUGGACACAAAGGUUUUUAUCUUUCUGCCUCUGUCCCUCUGUCUGUUUUUGCUCUCUAUUUCCCAGGCCUACUUGAUCUCAUUCAGACUCGAAUGCGUCGCAGUAAUUUAGCUCUUUUUUUUUUUUUUUUUUGCCUCUUUUCUCUGUUGUAUAAUAUUUCUAUGUUUUGAUCUCUUAAAAGUUUUAUUAGUAUGACUUCUUGGGUUUGUUCAGACUGUAUUGAUACCUCUGUCCUGAUCAGGUGCACAAUAGCCACAACUACUCAGGCAUCCUUCAUUUCCUCUGCUGUUGAUUGUUCAGCAACUUAGUCCUGAUUCAUGUGAUUGUAUUCAGUUGGCAAGGAGGGACAAUAACGCCACACCAGGAUCCCAUUUUAAUCAACUCCUACGAGGGAUUUUGGAUGCUGCAGUCUCAUGCUAUAGGAAAACACUGCAAUAACAAGCUUCAACUUUGUCCGGUCUCUGCUGAUUUUACCUGGUGUCACACUCGCCAUGUAAUGUUCCGUUUGAAAUCUACUGUCUCAGCAGACUGAGUGACGGCAGUGAGAAUCAUCUCAGAGUCAUUUCAAAACAAUAUUGUUGCUAGAGAGACAUAACUCUGCACAGAUCCACAUACUUAGUGAGAAGAAAACAGUAAAUCAACGUUAUGUGACAUUUCCGUUGAGUGCUUUAGAGGGCCUAAUUGCUUUAUGACAUUUAGAAGGUGCUUGCAGUACUAUAUCAAAAAGCCUUUUAGGUCCAUAGGUUGCACACACUGUGUAAGAGGUCUGUGUCUUUCCAAGUGGUCAUUCAGUAUCGCUACAAUGUAAUAAUAGCCACUCCGUUUUUGAAGUUUACCAUUAAUCCUAUGUGUCUGGUGUGACUUGCGAAAAUGUUUGCGCAUUCAAACCAUCUUUCUUCACUUCCCUCAGGGACCCUUCACACAACAGUUUAUCUCCUCUGGACAAAGAAUGGAUCUGAGACUUCUCAAUUAUCUUGUCUUCUCUUGUAUGUGGUGUUUUUCACAAUGAAAUGGGUCAUUGUGUCUUUUAUCUUCCAAAGUCAUGCCAGUAAGUGAAAGCAUGUGCUCAUCAAUCAUAACCUGCUUAAUGUUACCUGCCGUAUAUGAACAGGCCUAUAGUGUGGUGCAGUUCUGAACAAUAGGAGAAGCUCCUAAAUGCAAAAGUCAGUGAUGUCUGCUUCGAACUAUGUGUUACCAAUCAUUGAAUAGCCUGUAUACCUCGUCAAAGACACAGCAAUAGGCCCCGAUACUCUUGUCAAAGCCUGCGGGGGGUGGAGAGGGAGGAUCGGGUUGGAACGGAGCCAAGAGGAGAUGAAAUGGACAUGACUGGGCGUUUGUUUCAUCUUCAGCUGUAAAUACGAGUUGAAAUGGAGAGAAUGAAGAAGUCUUUGUUUGUUAAACUAUUUUUAUUGUUCUGAAAA
Messenger RNA from Anoplopoma fimbria (sablefish), 3665 nucleotides. Its product is annotated as zinc finger protein DPF3-like. Lineage: Eukaryota; Metazoa; Chordata; Actinopteri; Perciformes; Anoplopomatidae. Bases 1 to 1044 code for a protein of 347 amino acids. The transcript is spliced from 11 exons. The record is from RefSeq and is a predicted model, not a curated record. Gene Ontology annotation, cellular component: nucleus.